UCAAUCCACAGAUGGGAAACUUUUCUAUACUAGAGAUGGAAUGCGAUGUGAAGUUGUCAUGACAGUUCCAGAGGCUUUGAAAAAUUUCAACUGUAAUCACACUAAGCGUGGUAGUCACAAUGGCAUCUUUAAAACCAGGACAUCCAUCACUGAAAAGUAUUAUUGGCCUGGGAUGACAGUGGACAUAGAGAAAUGGAUCUCCACCUGCGAUAUGUGCCAGAGAACUGGUGUUCCCGCCAACAUCGAUCCCGAGCUGCAUAGUAUCCGGGUUUGGCAGCCAUGGGAGUUGGUGGGAAUAGAUCUCAUGGGACCUUUCCCAGAAACUGCAGCUGGAAACAAGUAUGUACUUGUCUGUAUUGACUAUUUCACCAAGUGGCUGCAGGCAAAGCCAAUUAAAGAUAAGUCAGCAAAAACAGUACUGAAGCCAUUAGUUGAAGUUAUCACAUCUUUCGUCUUUCUGGGACGCAUCCUGUCAGACCAAGGAUCGGAGUUCAACAACCAGAUUAACAGACUCCUGUGCAAAGCGUUCAAUAUCGAGAGGAGCUUCACCGCUGCAUAUCACCCCUAGACAAAUGGGCUGGUGGAGAAUGCCAAUCGUUCGAUUAAGAGAGCCAUGAGAACGAUGACUGAGGAGAUGGCUGAGGACUGGGAUGAGUUUCUGCCUUUCAUUGUAUUAUCACAUAAUGGAAAGAAACACUGCUCCACAAAAUUCUCACCUUUCAGGCUUUUUCUCAGGCGUGAGGCAAAACUUGCCUGUGAUGUCCCAUUAGAAUUGGAUUGCGAAGUUCACUGGAAGGAUGAAGAUAUUGCCAAGGAAGUUGUUCAUCAGGCCGUGAAGUUCAAAGCAACUGUGGAAGCAGCCCAGGAAAACAUUCAGAAAGCACAAGAAAGGCAGCAGAAGCAGUACAGGGCGAGGAAGACAUCCAAAAAGGGUGUUAUGAAUGUCAGCGUGGGUGAUAAAGUACUGCUUUUGAAUCACAGAAAGAGAACACACAAGGGUGCGAAGUUUGAGCAGGACUAUCUAGGUCCCUACACUGUGGACAAGCUUGAAGGGAAGAAGGUCACACUUCGCACUCCUCAGGGGAACCCAAUUAAAAAUACAUACAAUAUAUCUUCGGUGAAGCCUUACAAAGAGAUCUGUGCUCCUGUUCCUGAGGACCACAACUAUAUUGCUGUCAGUUCCCAGAAUGUGAAGUGCUCAGCAGCACCAAUGGCACCAAAGGAGGACUUGGGUACCCCGAUGAGCCAAAAGGAAUGCAACAGUUUAUGGCAAUCUGCAGCAGCCCCUGCAGAUGCUGCCAUGGAGAUAUGGGCUAAGAAAGCAAAAGUGAUCAUGGAGCGCAAGGAAGAAGACAGACUGGAAGCAGUUGUGCACUCCACAAAGCUGUAGGUGUCAUCUUUCCAUGGACUGAGUCAGUAGGCAUGGCUUGGAGAUGAGGCAAGUCCAUAUAGCCAAAUGUCGGUACUCCUCAGUUUAUGACGCAUGUGUGCCUGUGUCUGAGAAUUAAUGAGUGAACAUGUGCUUGCCUCAGUGACAGGUGACCGAUGCCUACUUGGCCUGUAUCACAAGGAAGAUGGGCGAAAAGGUAUGCAGUGGCCCAUUGUAAGCUGCAAGUAUGUCUCAUACCGCAGCAGCAACAUCUAGUGUAUUUUUAACACGCAUUUUUAACA
Molecule: messenger RNA, 1671 nt
Organism: Hemicordylus capensis (graceful crag lizard)
Lineage: Eukaryota; Metazoa; Chordata; Lepidosauria; Squamata; Cordylidae
Exons: 7
Coding region: 614-1390 (258 amino acids)
Molecular function (GO): nucleic acid binding
Source: RefSeq, a predicted model, not a curated record